AUGGGAAACUCAAAUCAUAAACCAACGGGGACAAAAAGCACCAAACUGGGGAAAAGCUCGAGUGCAAGUAGAACGGUGCCACCCAAGGCGUCAGUUCUGAAGUCAAAGCUGAAGCUGAGAUCAAAGCGGACAAAGGCGCAGAUCGAGAAACUCAACCAGGAUGAAUCCACGAUAGCAAGCAUCCAUGCAGCAUUACUGGCCCGGGGGCAGGUCCCAAAGGAGGUGAAAAUAUUGGAUGCUCAGAGUCUAAGAGAAGGCAUGCUCAAAGAUCAGCAGACGAAACUCCAAAGCGAGAAGGCUGAGAAAGAUUUAGCUUCGCAGUUGGAGCUCAUCACGGGGAUGGCACUAUAA
Messenger RNA from Metschnikowia bicuspidata var. bicuspidata NRRL YB-4993, 351 nucleotides. RefSeq lists its product as uncharacterized. Bases 1 to 351 code for a protein of 116 amino acids. Lineage: Eukaryota; Fungi; Ascomycota; Pichiomycetes; Serinales; Metschnikowiaceae. The transcript has a single exon. The record is from RefSeq and is a predicted model, not a curated record.